Messenger RNA from Cryphonectria parasitica EP155, 741 nucleotides. RefSeq lists its product as uncharacterized. Gene Ontology annotation, molecular function: L-ascorbic acid binding; procollagen-proline 4-dioxygenase activity; iron ion binding. Gene Ontology annotation, biological process: peptidyl-proline hydroxylation to 4-hydroxy-L-proline. The record is from RefSeq and is a predicted model, not a curated record. The transcript is spliced from 3 exons. Gene Ontology annotation, cellular component: endoplasmic reticulum. Bases 1 to 741 code for a protein of 246 amino acids. NCBI's taxonomy places the organism in Eukaryota, Fungi, Ascomycota, Sordariomycetes, Diaporthales, Cryphonectriaceae.
AUGGUCAGGAUUCGAGACGCAUCGCAGAAGCCAAUGAGCAACGACUACCAAUGUCAACACCCACCCUACAAAGUCUCAAUCAUAUCAAAAUCACCAACAGUACUCUACUUGCACGACUUCAUCACCCCAGAAGAAAGAGCCCAUCUCCAAGAAGUGACAAAGGACAGCUUCCUCCACUCAGGCGUAGCCGGAGCCAGCGGAGAGCACACCAUCAACAGCGUGCGAACAUCCCAGUCCACCUCCGUCGCCCGGGACGCCACAGUCCACUGCAUAGAGCAGAGAGCCCUGGCCUUCCAGGGCCACAGCGUCCCCGCCGACCACCUCGAGCCCCUGCAGCUCGUCAAGUACGGCGCUGGAGAGCAGUACCGGUACCACACGGACUGGUUCACGAACCCGGCCAACGCGGUGGCCAGCGUGGGAGGGAACCGCGUGUCGUCUUUCUUCGCGUACGUGCACGUGUCGAAUGACACGACCGGAGGCGGCACGAACUUCCCGCUUCUUGAGGCGCCGAGGGAUGAGAGGUGGUGCGAGGUUGUGGACUGUGACGCGCCGUAUGAAGAGGGCGUUACUUUUCGCCCUGUCGAGGGGAACGCGGUGUAUUGGGAGAAUUUGUUCCCGAAUGGCGUAGGCGACGAGAGGACAUUGCACGCUGGAUUGCCCGUGACAACGGGACAGAAGAUUGGGAUGAAUAUUUGGACUAGGCAAGCACCGUUGAGUGAAGACAUCAGAGGCAAAGACUGA